AUGAUUUUCAAAAAGAACGUGGGCUCACUUUCCCCAUUAGGCCUCGAUUUUGGGGCCCAAGGAAAAAAUAAUCAAAUCACUUCCUUGAGUCGUUUCCCGGGGAAAACCAAUACAGUACUACACAGGAUUGAAACUCCGGCGAUGUCGGUGGCCGAUUCGUGUUGUUUUCGGGGGAAUUUUCACGACGAAGUCAAAACCCACUUCCAUUUACUUAAAAGCAAGAGCCCUUUAUGGCGUCAAAACAUUUUAUUUCAGAAAUGCAUCUUUGCCUGGGAAGAGAAACGUCGUAUCUCACUUCUAGCAACGCGUGCGACGAAAAGAGAACAAGAAUGCAAGUUAAAUCUUAAGUAUCAAAAGCAGAAAGAGUGGAUUCACUUCGUAGGUGUUGGAGGUAGUGGGUUGUCGGCUCUAGCUUUGCUCGCUGUCAAACACGGUUUUGAGGUUAGUGGGUCAGAUUUAACAUGGACCAGCUUCAUGGAUGGGCUGCAACAAGCUGGAGUACGCUUGCAUGUUGGUCAUUCGGUCUCAAAUAUUCAAAGCAAAAAUGGGUCAAGAUUCCCCAAUGCGGUUGUUGUUUCUAGUGCCAUCCCACAAGAUAAUGUAGAGAUCUUACAUGCCAAGUCCAUUGGAGUACCUGUUUACAAACGAGAUUUUUGGUUGGCGAAGCUCACUGAGCAUCACAAAUUAAUUGCAGUCAGUGGAAGCCAUGGGAAGAGCACAACAGCUGGUUUACUAGCUUAUGUUUUGAAGUCAAUGGGAGAUGAUCUCACAGCUGUAGUUGGAGCACAUGUGCCACAGUUUCCUGGAGGAAAUAUAAUCUGGGGUGAUGGUCAGCACUUUGUGCUUGAGGCUGAUGAAUAUGACGGCUGCUUCUUGGGGUUAUCACCUUACAUAGCUGUCAUAACAAAUGUGGACUGGGAGCAUGUGGAUAUCUUUCAAGAUGAGGAAGCCGUUAAAACUUUGUACAGGAGGCUCCUUAAAAAAAUCAGAAUGGGUGGACAUCUCAUCAUAUGUGGGGAUAGUUUAGGAGCAUAUUCCUUGCUAGAUUACACAAGAGAAGGAACUAAACCAGAGCAUUCAAUUGGUACGAUGUCAAUUCCAAGUUCAGAUAUUGAUGGUUACGAUGUAACAACGUACGGAAUUUCAAGUACUAAUGAAUGGCAUGCUUCAUCAAUUUGUCCCAACUCACAGGGUGGCAGUGAUUAUGUACUUUGCCAUAGAGGACAGCCAUUAGCAGAGAUUAGUCUACAAAUUCCAGGAGUUCAUAAUGUCCUCAAUUCAGUAGCUGUUAUUGCCACAGUGAUGGCACUCUUACAUGACCAAAGGCCAACACGUGAACUAAUCAGCUCUUUGAAGUUACAUUUGUCCAAUUUCAUAGGUCUUUCUAGGCGAUUUGAGUUGAUUGGAGAAAUACAUGGAUGCCAUAUAUAUGAUGAUUAUGCCCACCAUCCAACAGAAGUUUACGUGGUUCUUCAAGCAGCACGUCAGAGAUUCCCAUUCAAGAGACUGCUGGUGGUAUUCCAGCCUCAUACUUACAGUCGUCUAGCAGUGUUUAAGGAUGAUUUUGCCGUUGCAUUAAGUUAUGCAGAUUACAUUGUGGUUACAGCGGUUUAUUCUGUCAGAGAAUCAGGUGCUUGGAAUGUUUCUGGAAAGGAUUUAGCUGCUUCCAUUAUUGGUCCCCCAUCUGAAUACAUCCCAGCUCUGGAGGAUGUGGUUGAUAAACUAGCACUGGAGAUAUCCAAGGAUCCUCUGCGUGAAAUUGUCAUUUUAACCCUUGGAGCAGGUGAUAUCAACACAGUGGGCCCUAAAUUACUGCAUGAAUUGCGAAAGAGAUUAUGUAAAGCAAAAUCUAAGCACUAGCAGCCAUCCUUUCAUUGCAUCAUUUGAUUCUUGAGAUCUGGAUGGAAAGCACAGUCACCAAACUGACAGAUUUAACUGCAUAAUGUAAAAUCUGGAGGAUUGCUGGAUUUGCUAGUAAGGAAGAAGUCAGUGACGAAGUCACUGCCUAUUGCAUAUAUGAUAUCUGAUGCUCUUGAUGAUGAUAGGCAAAAAGUUUUGUUGUAAAGUUUUCUAGUAGCCCAAAUCAAAAACAAUCGAUUCCGCUUCUUAGGGUGAAGCUUUGGAGACCAUGAAAAUGUCAUGAGGUAGGCUAAAGCUCCUAGAUUGUAACUGCUUAUCAUGUAACACACUUUAAAAAGUCUGCAAUGCCAGAAGUUUAGAGAAGAUAUGAGUUUUGAGGGCAAAUGCGAGGGCUGUGUCAGCAUUCUGAAAGAAAAUUCAUUUAUUUUCUUUUAGUUAUCCUCCGGGGCAUUACUCUGUAAUCAUAUUGUACACUGCAUGUCA
Messenger RNA from Theobroma cacao (cacao), 2343 nucleotides. RefSeq lists its product as uncharacterized. The record is from RefSeq and is a predicted model, not a curated record. Gene Ontology annotation, molecular function: ATP binding; UDP-N-acetylmuramate-L-alanine ligase activity. Gene Ontology annotation, biological process: biosynthetic process. NCBI's taxonomy places the organism in Eukaryota, Viridiplantae, Streptophyta, Magnoliopsida, Malvales, Malvaceae.